AUGAAGUGUAGUCUGGCACUCUUCAUCAUCGCCACGCUCUGCACCUUACUCACUGCUCUUAAUUCUAAAGUGAAUAAUCGCGAUGUGCUUUGGGGUCCCCCACCAUACAUUCCACCGUUCAAACCACUGCAGCCAAAUAGACCACAAAAACAUCAGAACAUGCCAUAUGACCCGUCGGCUCCAAAGGUGCAACGACCACACCAUGGACCAUACCCACAACCGCAACCACCACAGGGGCACCAGCAAAUAAAACAAAGUCAAGGGUCCGCUUUCCAGGCAGUUCGGCGAGGUGGAUCACGCCCAGGAUCGCCUUCACAUCAGGGAGGAUCGUUCAACCAGCGAGGUGGAUCACGUCCAGGGUCGCCUUAA
Cylicostephanus goldi is the source of this 369-nucleotide messenger RNA. The record is from the annotation of a GenBank genome assembly. NCBI's taxonomy places the organism in Eukaryota, Metazoa, Nematoda, Chromadorea, Rhabditida, Strongylidae.